Molecule: messenger RNA, 717 nt
Organism: Verticillium alfalfae VaMs.102
Lineage: Eukaryota; Fungi; Ascomycota; Sordariomycetes; Glomerellales; Plectosphaerellaceae
Product: necrosis- and ethylene-inducing protein
Exons: 2
Coding region: 1-717 (238 amino acids)
Source: RefSeq, a predicted model, not a curated record
AUGUCGCCGUCUCUAAAGCAUCGUCACCUGGCUCGCGGCCGCGUCCUCGACGCUCGCGGCGCCGCUGCUCGAGUCCCGCGCCGUCAUCGGCCACGAUGCCGUCGUCGGCUUCCCGCAGACGGUGCCCUCGGGCGUCUCGGGUCAGCUGAUGCUCAAGUACAAGCCGUACCUCAAGGUGUUCAACGGCUGCGUGCCGUUUCCCGCCGUCAACGCCGGCGGCGACACGGGCGGCGGCCUCGCACGUCGGGCAGCAGCAACGGCGGCUGCUCGUCGAGCCCGGGCCAGGUGUACGCGCGCGCGGGCACCUACAACGGCGCCAACGCCAUCCUGUACGCGUGGUACAUGCCCAAGGACGCGCCGUCGUCGGGGCUCGGCCACCGGCACGACUGGGAGGGGGCCGUCGUGUGGCUGUCGUCGGCGGCGGCGGACGCGACCGUCGUCGGCGUCGCGGCGUCGGCGCACGGCGACUACGACGUCAAGCGCGCGGCCGACGUCAGCUUCGCCGGCGCGCGGCCCAAGCUCGGCUACCGCAGCACCUGGCCCGUCAACCACCAGAUGGUCUUCACGGCCGACCAGGGCGGCGAGCAGCCGCUCGUGGCGUGGGAGAGCCUGACGCCGGCGGCGCGGGCGGCGCUGCAGAACACGAACUUUGGGUCGGCGAACGUGCCCUUCAAGGAUGGCAACUUUGCGAGCAACCUGCAGAAGGCGGCGCUGUAG